This is a messenger RNA of Rhodotorula toruloides NP11, 450 nucleotides long. RefSeq lists its product as uncharacterized. Lineage: Eukaryota; Fungi; Basidiomycota; Microbotryomycetes; Sporidiobolales; Sporidiobolaceae. The record is from RefSeq and is a predicted model, not a curated record. The transcript is spliced from 3 exons. Bases 1 to 450 code for a protein of 149 amino acids.
AUGGGUCGCAAUCGCCUCCUCACCUUCCUCCCCUUUGUCAACUGGCACUCGAACGCCUGGCUCGCAUCACAGCUCGACGCAGGCUGGUGGAACACGCUCAACGACGGCGAAAUGUCGGCAAUGUUCGCAUGGGCGAGCGCGUUGACGGGGUACGCUGCGGGCGAGCCGGCGAGCGCACAAGCUCAUGAGGUGCCCGCCUUUCUGCGAGCGAAGGAGAUGGCGCUUGUCGCAAAGGAGGACGCACGCGUCCCGCUGACGGCCGAAGAAGACACGGAGCUCGAGGUCUGCAACGGCUUGAAGACGAUCCUCCGCGAGGCUCAUCAACAGCAUGUCGCGCAUCGUGGCCAGCAUUCGCUCGGAACUCGUUCGGCACGCGAGUACCGCCAGAUUGGGUUCAGGGCUGCGCGACGGUACGGCUUCUCGAGGCAGGAGUGGGCCAGCAGAUUGUGA